CUCACCCUCCUCCUCCUCCUCCUCUCCUCUCCUCCAUACCCUCCCUGACUCACCCCUCUCCUCCUCCUCCUCGCCCCUCAGUCCUGACAGAGACAGAGACUACAACGGGACUACAAAUCCCUUCAUCUCAUCUCCAUUCACCACAGCAGAGCUGCCUCUGGGAGAUGUAGUCCAGACCAUCGCCUCACCUCUGACCCCUGAUCAACCUCUACUGGUUACCACGAUGACCAGCACCAUGACGACGGACAGUGAAUCACAAUGGCCAGAGACGGACACACACCUGCUCUCACACACACACGCUACACACGCCAUCCAAACACACACACCUUUGUUGGACAUGUCACCUGCACACACACCUCUCUCACAGACACCUGUACUCUCCUCAACCGCGGUGUCCCCCCCCUCACCACUCAAUCCUAUCCAGGAACACAACGCCACCCAUCCUGACCAUUCUGUUUUGACCCCGACCCCAACAGCUCUGACCUCUCCCAGUGGUCCGAACACAACUCCCCUCUACCCUGUCGUCACAACCAGUCCUGUGGUCACCACCACAACCACAACACAACCAUCACUGACCACGAAACAACCAUCCACAACCACAACACAACCAUCCACAACCACAACACAACCACCACUGACCACAAAACAACCAUCCACAACCACAACACAACCAAUCUCUUCCACACAGUCGUUCCCCAGGCUCAGGACUACCAGACCCCCACCCUGGUCCGCCCCUCACCCCAGCCAGGGCAGCCCAUCAGCGGGUACAUCCUCUGGCCUGUCCCCCUCUCCUCCCCUCUCCACCAUCAGCUCCACACACAGACCCAGAGUCUUCAUCCUGCCUGAUCGGCCUGCUACCAUCAAAGACCCAGAGUCAACAUCCUGCCUGAUCGGCCUGCUACCAUCAAAGGUAGGAGACUGAGUGUGUGUGUGUGUUUUAACACAGACCCAGAGUCAACAUCCUGCCUGAUCGGCCUGCUACCA
Oncorhynchus kisutch (coho salmon) is the source of this 984-nucleotide messenger RNA. Its product is annotated as integumentary mucin C.1-like. The transcript has 2 exons. NCBI's taxonomy places the organism in Eukaryota, Metazoa, Chordata, Actinopteri, Salmoniformes, Salmonidae. The coding region runs from base 224 to 922 and encodes 232 amino acids. The record is from RefSeq and is a predicted model, not a curated record.